UGUUGAAUGUGCGGCAACGACAGGACCACAACUGUAUGCUCGAAGACAUCCUCUCUAAUGUCGAGAGUUUGAGUCAACGGCUGAAGAAAGUCGAGUCGGAAAACAGUGAUCUCAACAAAAGGGUUGAACUCCUGGAGCAUAGGUCUCACAUGAAUGAGGAACUGGAGGAGCAGUUAGAGGCCAUUGAAAGCCGAUAUAAAGACCUGUUGACGAAGUUAUCAUCGUUUAGGCUCUCAUUGAACGAGACUUUUGACUCAAAUCUAGUCAAUGAUGAAAGGCCAGAAAAUCAGCGAAACAGCGGUCAGUUCACGAGAGAUGAGAUCAAUAGCUCGAUGAGAAGUCACCAGAGGUUAGGUCCCAUCAAAACCAUUACCGUUGAAGUGGACCACAAGAACACGACAAUUGAAUUGUGGGCUAAUAUACGGGAACCGAUCCGUAAUAUCAAGUCCCGGAUCCGGGAACAGGAGAACAUAGCCGUCGAGUGUCAGUGUCUUCUACACGACACCCAACUCCUGGACAACGACAAGACUCUCGAGGAAUAUGGCAUCAAAGCCAUGAAGUUUGUGUUAGUGAAGAGACCCAUCAAAGUGGAUGUCAUAGUAUUUUCGCAAAAUCUGAGUUUCCUUUUAGAGCCGUUCGACACAAUCAGUCAAUUGGUUGAGAAAAUACAUAAAAUAAAGGGCUUUAACGUCACUCUUAGUUAUUUGGGACAAACUCUGGACGAAAGUCGCACUUUCCAUAGCUAUAGGAUCCGGGACAGGGCUAAGCUUAAGGUGAAUGCCGUCCACUGUCAUAACGACGCCCUCCGUUGCAAUGCUGUCCACUCAUUAUAAGACGACUGUCCACAAGACUAUCAUAUUAUAUACGUUACCAUUUAACUAG
Molecule: messenger RNA, 882 nt
Organism: Oppiella nova
Lineage: Eukaryota; Metazoa; Arthropoda; Arachnida; Sarcoptiformes; Oppiidae
Source: the annotation of a GenBank genome assembly